Trichechus manatus latirostris (Florida manatee) is the source of this 2733-nucleotide messenger RNA. RefSeq names its product probable G-protein coupled receptor 141. The record is from RefSeq and is a predicted model, not a curated record. The transcript is spliced from 5 exons. Gene Ontology annotation, molecular function: G protein-coupled receptor activity; oxysterol binding. Gene Ontology annotation, cellular component: membrane. The coding region runs from base 695 to 1627 and encodes 310 amino acids. Gene Ontology annotation, biological process: G protein-coupled receptor signaling pathway. Lineage: Eukaryota; Metazoa; Chordata; Mammalia; Sirenia; Trichechidae.
CCAGUGAUUUUGCAACUUGGACUGUUCAUCUUUGAGCACUUGUUUUUUCCAUGCUAGUGUGUUUGAAAUCAUUUUGAGGUUUUGUGGUUGCUGUGGAUACCCUGAGGAACUUAAAACAUUUUAGCUUGCUUUUGCUUGGUGAGCCCUCUGUGGCCUUUUUGGAUGGAAGCAGAACAUGUAAGUGCCACAGCAGUCCUGAUCUGACAAGAGGAUCAUUUUUGGAUGUCAGGCAGGCAGUCCAUCUCUCCAACUCCUUGCUGAGAAAUCUGGCAUUUCAAGGAAGGCCGCUUUAGCUUGUCAACACAACUCAUUAAAGGCAUGAAUAAAAGAAGUAUCUGGGAAGAGCAGUCGUGAACUUGAUACUCCCCUCUGAGGGUGAAGAUCAGACCAUCAUAACUAACUCCCAGCUGGUCAAGGAACUGAGGAAGUGCUCAGGACCUGGUAGCUAUUGUCAUCAUCAGACUGCUGAAAGAGAAAUCCAUUGUCAAGGACAGAGUAUAAACCCAGAGGUACCUGGAACCUCUGAGGACAAAAGAAGAAGUCAGUCCUGCUAGGUCAAUAGCCAAAGGACAUGAAGAGCAGAACUUAUGGUGGCACAUUGAUCUUUGACUCAGACGCAAAUGCAAUAUAAUUUCAUGUCUACUUGAUGGAACUACGUUUCUACAGGGAAAAAAGAAAAGGUGACUCCUGAAGCAUGGUUGACCACAACAUUACCAGGGACCACCUUGUUUUCAGGAACUGCUCAUACAAUCCUGUAGGGACACCCUAUUUAACCUGGCUCUACUGCGUAGUGCUUGUCGGAGGACUACUGGGUGUCAUCUCCAUUUUGUUCCUGCUGAUGAAAAUGAACACCAGGUCUGUGACCACCACCGCCGUUGUUAACCUAGUGGUGGUACACAGUGUUUUUCUCCUGACGGUGCCUUUUCGCUUGAUCUACCUCAUCAAGCAGACUUGGAUAUUUGGGUUGUCCUUCUGCAAAUUUGUGAGUUCCAUGCUGCACAUACACAUGUACCUCACAUUCCUGUUCUAUGUGGUGAUCCUGGUCAUCAGGUACCUCAUCUUCUUUAAGCGCAAGGACAAAGUAGAAUUCUACAGAAAACUGCAUGCUGUGGCUGCCAGUGCUGGUAUGUGGCUGCUGGUAAUUGUCAUUGUGGUACCAUUGGUUGUUUCUCAGUAUGGGACUAAGGAAAAAUAUGAUGAGAAACACUGUUUUACGUUCCACAGAGAACUUGCUAGUAAGCAUGUGCGAGUUAUCAACUAUAUGAUAAUCAUUAUUGUCAUAGCCAUCGCAGUGAUUCUCUUGGCCUUCCAGGUCUUCAUCAUCGUGUCGAUGGUGCGGAAGAUACGCCACUCCUUGCUAUCUCACCAGGAGUUCUGGGCCCAGCUGAAAAACCUCUUUUUUAUAGGGGUCAUCUUUACUUGCUUCCUUCCCUGUCAGUUCUUUAGGAUCUACUAUCUGCAAGUUGUGGCACGCCCGGAACCCUGUGGCAGUAAUGUAUUUUAUAACGAAAUCUUCUUGAGUGUAACAGCGAUUAGCUGUUUUGAUUUACUGCUCUUUGUUUUGGGGGGAAGCCACUGGUUUAAGCAAAAGAUAAUUGACCUACGGAACUGCCUUUUGUGCCGUUAGCCACAAACUGCAGUGUUCAUAAUUACUUCCUUUAUAUUGGAAGUGGAAAUGGACACAGGGGAGGCAGGAAUGAUUAUUUCGAUAAUUGAUCAAAACUAUGCCUUUGUGCAGCCAAACAAAUGGAAAAUGUCAAGAGCACUCAUUCCAGUCAUUAUUUGAUCCCUACAGAUCUCUGAAUGAUGUCCAUAUGAAGACCAGUGAUGUUCAGUGCACUCAGAGUUGCAAUACUGCUUUAUUUUCCAGUACAAAAUGUCUGCUAGGUUCAUCUAGGAACUGGUAUUUCUAGAGUUUUAUUAAUUCAUUCUGGUUUACUAGGUCUGAAGCUUGGUCUUUUCUUAGGGUUUUGGACCAACUCAUCCAUCUUUUCACUCCAGUUCACUUUAGGUAGGUUCUUCUGGCCAUGAUCCAUCCCCAAAGAUACAAAUUCUACCUGGCUAACUGCAUAAGAAAGCCCACUCAACUCAUUCCCCUUCCAAAAAAACAGAGAUGGGAGAAGAAUGAUAAGAAACUGUUCUCAAUUAUCACAAAUGUGGUGGGAAGCCACUUAUCUAGAAAUCAAGAGAAGCAGAACUCAUGGCCUUCUAUCAUAACAAGGUUUACUAGGUUUGUUCUUUGAAAGCUCAAGUUCAUGGACAUGAGGCUUAAUUCUCUCAAUAUCAACAAUUAUACUGUUCCUCAAAAAAAUCAUGUAAAAGCUUACUGAACCUAUUUGAAUAACGGCGAAACCAUGACUUAGAGAAUAUUCCUGAUCAGUGUGCUGCUAGGCAUUAAAAUGAGUUCCCAAGGGAAGUGAUUAAACUUUUUUUCCUUUUCUGUUGUCUGAAAAAAAUUUUAGAUGUCCUAGGUUACAGUUAACUUGGAUUUUCCUUAAAUAUAGAGAAUUACAUUCUACCCUUAAGAUGACGUGUCUUUAAAUAAAGAAAAACAACAUUAAAUAACACUCUUGAAAAAUAUAUAGAAAAACCAUUAAUUUUGACUAUUAGAUUAGGCUGUAUGAAAAAGAUCCUCUGUGAAUAUUUGAAGAAUGGAUGAAAAAAUGUACUUGAAGUAAUAAAAUUAGACUCCUUUAAAAUAUGAAAUAAUAUAGUUUUUUUUUUUUACCAGGU